AUGUCUACUGAGGUUGAUAAGGUCCUUGGCUCGAAAGGCAAAAUCGAUGCCUCGGCUUUGAAGCUAGGAUAUGUCAUCGACGUGCCAAGAGACUUGUACAUAUCCAUCUUAUCCCUCGACGCCACCACCCUCACAAGCAGACCGAGACCAGGAGCUAACUCCAUAGCUCGCCUGGCCAGCGACUAUAUCAACAUGGCGCCCCUCCCGCCCGGACACAACCCGCCCCUGGUAACAGACGUCGACAUCACCUUCCCAACUCCCCAGAUCCUCCUCGCAACCAUCAACCGCCCGAAGAAGCUCAACGCAAUAGACUACCCGCUCGCGCACCAACUCUCCCGCCUGUGGGACUGGUAUGAUGCGCAUCCUUCCCUUCGGUGCGCCAUUCUCACCGGCACCGGAACCAAGGCUUUCUGCGCGGGCUCGGAUCUUCUGGCCAUCGAGCGGGGCCAGAAGCUCAAGGAGGAAGGAAAGGUAGGACAGGAGGAGUUGUGGAAGUAUGACAUGCCCGAGAGCGGGUUUGGGGGGAUGUCGAGGCGGAAGGGGAAGAAGCCGAUCUUGGCGGCCGUGAAUGGGCUGGCGUUGGGUGGAGGGAUGGAGAUGGUGUUGAAUUCCGACAUAAGCGUUGCCUCACCAACUGCCUCAUUCGGCCUUCCCGAAGCCACCGUUGGAGUCUACGCCUACGGAGGAGGCCUUCCGCGCCUCGUCCGCACCGUUGGCUUGCACGCCGCUUCCGACAUCGCCCUCACCGGCCGUCGUGUCUCGGCUCAAGAGGCCUUCGACCUACGCAUUGUCUCCCGCAUCGCCAAGACACUAGAAUCUGUUCUGGACGAGACGCUCGAGGUCGCGAAGCAGAUCGCCAACAUCUCGCCUGAUGGCAUCGUGGUGACGAGGGCGGCAUUGCGAGAGGCUUGGGAAACGGCGAGUGUAGAGCGCGCUUUCCAAUUAGUACAUGAGAGAUACUACGAGGAUCUAAUGAAGAGUCAGAACUCAAGGGAAGGGCUCGCGGCGUUCAGGGAGAAGAGGAAGGCGACAUGGAGGGAGGCGAAGCUCUAG
This is a messenger RNA of Cyphellophora attinorum, 1053 nucleotides long. RefSeq names its product Carnitinyl-CoA dehydratase. The transcript is spliced from 3 exons. Gene Ontology annotation, biological process: fatty acid beta-oxidation. Gene Ontology annotation, molecular function: enoyl-CoA hydratase activity. Gene Ontology annotation, cellular component: mitochondrion. The coding region runs from base 1 to 1053 and encodes 350 amino acids. Lineage: Eukaryota; Fungi; Ascomycota; Eurotiomycetes; Chaetothyriales; Cyphellophoraceae. The record is from RefSeq and is a predicted model, not a curated record.